This is a messenger RNA of Daucus carota subsp. sativus, 1019 nucleotides long. RefSeq lists its product as uncharacterized. The transcript is spliced from 2 exons. Bases 80 to 820 code for a protein of 246 amino acids. The record is from RefSeq and is a predicted model, not a curated record. Lineage: Eukaryota; Viridiplantae; Streptophyta; Magnoliopsida; Apiales; Apiaceae.
CCAACCUCAUUCAUUGCUCCCCAACAACAUACUCACAUCUUUCUAAGUCCCAACGUUAUAAGUAUAUAUACCUCAUCCAAUGGCAUUUCAAACUAGGUACUACUAUAGAAAAAUCAUCACAACCAAGAGACAGUUUGUGAACAAUCAAGCAGCUGCAGGGUUUAACAAUCCUGUGCAGAUGGGUAGUGCGAAUCCUUUUGCUACUACAGUGGAGGAUCCUUGGCUCGGUAUUAAUCCUGUGUUAGGUUCAAACAAUAUGGUGAUUCAACCGCUAAUGAAUGCAACAAUUUCUGCUCAUAAUGGACCUGCUAACAUGCAGCUCCCAAAUGGCCAAAGAAAACGUUCCAGAGUAUCAAUAAACCAGGUUAACAAUCAAAAUGUUUAUUAUCCAGUCCUCGAUUAUGCUCCUCAACAUAUUCAGAGUAUCCUGAAUAUAUUGAAAGAACAAGAUGCGGAAAUUACAAACUUGUGGGCAUUCAACAAUGCACUCCGUGAAGUUGUAAAGGAUCUUGUUGAUGAGAACCAGAAAUUGAUAGAAUGUGCAAUCACAUGGAAAAUCAAGACUGUGUCUCUGCAUACCGAAUUAGAAGCUGCCAUGGCAGAGGUUAGGAGGCUGCAGGGGCUUGUGGCCGCAAAUUGUGCUGUGGCGGCCUCCCAUGAGGAGCAAGAAGUACGGUCUUACUGUGGUAGCAACGUCUCUGCUGAGAACACACCAGAGAACUCUCAGUCAGUGGCAAAGGUAGAAGACGGUGAAACUGCGGCUGAGGAGGUGCAGACUGGAGCUGCUGAGAUGGGGGAAGGUAGUGCGAGACUACCAUGACUGCAACAGCCCCUGUAAGCUUCAUCUGAGAAAAUUAAAAUUAUGUCUGAAUAUGAAAGAAGAAAUGUGUGGUGCUUCUCUAUAGAUUAGUUAAGUCUUUUCAGACCACUACAAGUGGUGUAUCAGCUGUUUGUUCAAGUUCUAUGUAAGUUGUGAGGUUUUAGUGUCCCAUAAUUAGUGAACUUUUCGUAUUUAAUCA